Molecule: messenger RNA, 663 nt
Organism: Symbiodinium necroappetens
Lineage: Eukaryota; Dinophyceae; Suessiales; Symbiodiniaceae
Source: the annotation of a GenBank genome assembly
AUGGGCAGCACAUCCAGUAGCGAGGAUGGAGGCAGCGCCAAUUUGAUUCUUCGACUGGGGACAUCGAUUCAAGAAGCACUGAGGCCAUCGAGGCAGCAGAUCACCCAGGCUUGGGAAGAAGAGGAUGCAGAGCGAAGCGGCCAUUUGUCCAGGCCGCGUGUUCAGCGUGUGGUCACCCGGCUUCUGGAGGCUCAAUUGGAGGCAGCCAGUGCGGCAGCCUCUCGGGCCAAGCUUCAAGUAGCAAAGGAGCAGGCGAACAUGGAAAAGGCGGGCAGGCGAGAAAGAGCAGAGAUGCGAUCGCUGCCACCAGGAGGAGCAACGCAGGAACACCUGGACCGAUGCACGGCCUUGAUGCUAGGCUGUGCGGCAGGUCCAGUCAUGGCUGGCAUGAUGGCCGGGUACGUGGACGUACCGGUCACCUGCUUGACAGCAAUGCUGCAAGACAAGGAACUCCUGCAACUGCGAGUUGAAGCUCUGUUCAAAAUGCAUGCAGUAGAAGUACCCGAUUCCGCCGGGGCCGAGUCGAAAUUGCGACUGGAGGACUUCCAGCGCUCCUACCUUGGAUAUUUCGACAGGGCCGCAAGUCUGCUCAACGAUGCGUGCACAGUGCCACGGAAUGAGGAGUCACUGCCAUCGACGGCAUCAACAUGUUGCUUGCAAUAG